AUGUUUCUACGAAGAGCUUUACCUAGAAACCUAUUACUUAUACAGAGAAGAAGAAUAUCAAAUGUUAAUGUUCCCUUUGAGGAUGAUUUGACAGGAUUCGAAGACGACAGUUUGGCAGAUUUUCAGCAUUAUCCAGGUUUACAACAGUCAACACCGGUCGACCAGAAUAAUACACCAAGCACUAAAACAGACAAGACAAUCGCACAAGCUCCCUUGCAAGAGACAACUAUUAUUCCUCAAUUGUCUAAAAUUAGUCAACUAAGAAACCCAGUGAUUUUUGUAUCUAAAUUGACAAAUCCUUAUAUGAAUCUUGCUAUCGAAGAUUAUAUUUACAAUGCCAUGCCUAAACCAGAAGGUGCCAAAGAUAAUUCAUUUGAUCGGCUAAUGUUCUAUAUAAAUACUCCAUGUGUAGUAAUUGGAAAAAAUCAAAACCCUUGGCAAGAAGUUAAUUUACCGGUAUUGAAUUCUUUAGGGGUCCCCAUGUUAAGAAGACGGUCCGGUGGAGGAACUGUUGUUCAUGAUUUAGGAAACGUGAAUUAUUCAUACAUGACCACGAAAGCUAAUUUUGAUAGACACAAGUUUGCCAGUUAUAUUGUGGAGGCAGUGAACCAAGCUAGUCCACGUUUUAAAAUAGAAACUAAUGAACGUGGUGAUAUUGUUAGUGAAAAACUCUUAGGGUUGAACUAUAAAAUAAGUGGAUCGGCUUAUAAGUUAUCAAAGGGAAAAUCCUACCAUCAUGGAACCAUGUUACUUAAUCUGAAGUUAGAUGUAUUAGGUAAAUUAUUACAUCGUGAUGAAAAAAAAUUAGGCAUUGUUGAUUCCAAGAUGUCUAUACCUUCAGUCAAAUCCAAAGUCAUUAAUUUGGAAAUGAAAAGUGAUAAAUUUAUUGAUGUUGUUAGUCAAAAAUUUAAAAGUCUUUACAAUGUGGUUCCUGAAGAGGAUACAGAAAUGGAUGAGUUUAAUGAGAUGUUUGGAUUGACUGAUUUUGCCAAGUCACAAGAAGUUACAUUGUUUGUUAUUGAUGAGGCAACAACGAUACCGGAAGAAAUCCAUAUAACUGCAGAUGAAUUAAAACAGUGGUCAUGGAGGUUUGGUCACACUCCGAAAUUUACACAUUCAUUCAAAAACCAAAAGCAUGGGCUUGAAAUAUUAUUCAAUGUUGAGAAAGGGUGUCUUAAAUCAUUCAAACUAACAUUUGAUGAUUCUAACUCUGAUACUAAAGAAAUUGAAAAGUCUUUCCAAUAUUUGGAGUCACAUAUCAAGAAUAAUGAUUUAGAGUAUACUGGUAGUAAUGUAGCCGGAUUUGUACUUCAUGAUGAGAUAAGUGACUGGAUAGGUGAAUCUAUAGAUGGCACAAUAUAA
Messenger RNA from Candida albicans SC5314, 1362 nucleotides. RefSeq names its product putative lipoate--protein ligase. Gene Ontology annotation, biological process: protein lipoylation. Gene Ontology annotation, cellular component: cytoplasm; mitochondrion. The transcript has a single exon. Bases 1 to 1362 code for a protein of 453 amino acids. The record is from RefSeq and is a predicted model, not a curated record. Gene Ontology annotation, molecular function: lipoyltransferase activity. Lineage: Eukaryota; Fungi; Ascomycota; Pichiomycetes; Serinales; Debaryomycetaceae.